Cynoglossus semilaevis (tongue sole) is the source of this 1112-nucleotide messenger RNA. RefSeq names its product solute carrier family 66 member 1 (gene slc66a1). Bases 134 to 808 code for a protein of 224 amino acids. Gene Ontology annotation, cellular component: membrane. Lineage: Eukaryota; Metazoa; Chordata; Actinopteri; Pleuronectiformes; Cynoglossidae. Gene Ontology annotation, molecular function: basic amino acid transmembrane transporter activity. The transcript is spliced from 6 exons. The record is from RefSeq and is a predicted model, not a curated record.
CGAGGUCAGCUGACAUGUUCUCUUUUUUUAAACCGCAUAAGAAAAUUAGGAAGUAUCAAGUGUAGCGGACUCUUUACUCUUUUUCUGUUUUCAUUUAGAGUCUGCUGCUGGAAUUGAGCAGCUUUUCAAGACUAUGUGGUCAAAUGCGGCACUCACACAUGCUGCCUUUGGAUUGACUGAUAAAGGAAACUUAACUUCCCUUUGCCCAAAUGGGUCUGUCUGGGUUUGGGAAGGUCUGGGAGAAUGUGCCCAGGAUGCCAGGGAUAUGGCCAGUGUUUACCUAGGCCUCUUUUCCAUCCUCUGCUUCAUGAUGUCCUCACUACCACAGUACUACAGCUCUUGUAAAAAUGGGAAUAUGGACAGUGCUCUCUCUAUUUGGUUCCUGUUACUGUGGUUGGGAGGUGACACCUGUAAUCUUGUGGGCUCUUUCUUAGCAGACCAGCUUCCUCUUCAGACAUACACUGCAGUGUAUUAUGUUGUUGCUGACUUACUGAUGCUGGCCUUGUAUUUUUACUACAAGAUAAGGAACAACGUGGCUGAAAGCAGGAGGGUUUUGCACGUGUUAGGUGUCGCCUGUGUCCUGGGAGUCACAACAAACAUUGUCCACACUUCAGGGUUUGGCACUCAAGAGGAAGUGGUAACUUCUGGGUUCAGGGGUCGUGCCUUGCUCUCCACUGACGACAUCAGCACAGUUAAGGCCUUCAGCUCUAAAGAGAUCAUUGGCUUCGCCAUCGGCUCAAUAUCGUCCCUUCUCUACCUGUGCUCCCGGCUUCCACAGAUGUACACUAAUGUGAGUAUGACCAUCUGAUACAAACACAACAUUAGUUUAUGAUUUUUCUAAAUAUUUCCAAAUGAAAUUUCACAGAUAUUGUUAUCUUUAGCUGAUGUGCAUCUUUCUAAAUAGCUACUACUGAAGCACUGUCUGAUACUGAUAAACAUGUCCAAAGAGCAGCGCUGAUGUGAGGUGGCUCAAUGUAGAAACGUUGCGUUCUAAGUCCUGAAGAGAGAUAGAGUGAUGCUAAUGCUAAUGCUAGAUGUUUCUGAAAGUUCAUUUCUUGUGUUGAUUUGAAAAAAAACCCCUGUCUGAUAAAACAAGUCAGAAGUAGAAUAAA